Molecule: messenger RNA, 438 nt
Organism: Musa acuminata AAA Group (dessert banana)
Lineage: Eukaryota; Viridiplantae; Streptophyta; Magnoliopsida; Zingiberales; Musaceae
Product: bZIP transcription factor 11-like
Exons: 1
Coding region: 1-438 (145 amino acids)
Biological process (GO): positive regulation of DNA-templated transcription
Cellular component (GO): nucleus
Molecular function (GO): DNA-binding transcription factor activity; transcription cis-regulatory region binding
Source: RefSeq, a predicted model, not a curated record
AUGGCUUCUUCUCCUAGUGGGACUUCCUCCGGAUCCAGCCAGCUCCAGAAUUCUGGUUCAGAAGAAGACCUGCAGGCCGUGAUGGACCAAAAGAAGCUAAGGCGAAUGAUAUCGAACCGCGAAUCCGCGAGGCGGUCGAGGAUGCGCAAGCAGAAGCAUUUGGACGAGCUGAUGGCACAUCUGAACCAGCUGAGGAAGGAGAACCGCCAGCUCUCGACAGCCUUCAGCCUCACCAAGCAGCAGUAUGUUGCAGUGGAGGCUGAGAACUGUGUCUUGAGGGCUCAGAUGAUGGAGCUUGGCAACAGGCUGCAGUCUCUUGAUGAGAUCCUCAGCUUCCUUAACAUGAACAUCAACAUCAGUGGUCAUCAAAUGAUUGACAAUUCCAUCAAAUGUUUGAAUCAGCCCAUCAUGGCCUCAGCAGACAUGUUCUACUAUUGA